Messenger RNA from Fusarium keratoplasticum, 939 nucleotides. RefSeq names its product Acetohydroxy-acid synthase small subunit. The record is from RefSeq and is a predicted model, not a curated record. Gene Ontology annotation, cellular component: mitochondrial nucleoid; acetolactate synthase complex. Lineage: Eukaryota; Fungi; Ascomycota; Sordariomycetes; Hypocreales; Nectriaceae. The coding region runs from base 1 to 939 and encodes 312 amino acids. Gene Ontology annotation, biological process: branched-chain amino acid biosynthetic process. Gene Ontology annotation, molecular function: acetolactate synthase regulator activity. The transcript has 2 exons.
AUGGCCUCUCUACGGCCCUUGGCCGCGUCCCUCUGCAGGGCAGUCUCCACGAGGGGUGUCGCCUCUGUGCGGCAUAGCUCCUCAUCGACCUCUGCCAUCGCCUACAAGGCCCUUCGCCGUCGCUCUGCGCCUUUGCCCGUGAGCGACAGCCCUCCAGUCUGGUCUGCUCAGGCCGCCGUCUCCAACAUCCUCUACGAGACCCCGGUCCCUUCUACCGCUCCUCCCAAGCGCCACAUCCUCAACUGUCUGGUCCAGAACGAGCCCGGUGUCCUGUCCCGUGUCUCUGGUAUCCUGGCUGCCCGUGGCUUCAACAUUGACUCUCUUGUCGUGUGCAACACCGAGGUCAAGGACCUGUCCCGCAUGACCAUUGUCCUUACUGGCCAGGACGGCGUUGUCGAGCAGGCCCGCCGACAGCUUGAGGAUCUUGUCCCCGUCUGGGCUGUCCUCGACUACACCAACGCUGCUCUCGUCCAGCGUGAGCUUCUGCUCUGCAAGAUCAACAUCCUUGGCCCCGAGUACUUCGAGGAGCUCCAGGCCCACCACCGCGAGAUCGCUGCUGGUGACCUCGAGGUCGACUACGCCCAUGAGGCCAUCGAGCGCAGCCUGUCGGAUACCGCCAAGGACUUCCACCCCAGCAAGCUGGCCAUCAGCCAGGCUCUCCGACACAAGCACGAGCAUCUCAAGUCUAUCACCUACUUUGCUCACCAGUUCGGUGGCAAGGUUCUCGAUAUCAGCACUAACAGCUGCAUUGUCGAGAUUUCCGCCAAGCAGUCCCGUAUCGACUCGUUCCUCAAGCUGAUUGCCCCCUUCGGCAUUCUCGAGUCUGCCCGCACUGGUCUUAUGGCCCUGCCCCGAUCACCCCUGACUGAGGCUCCCGAGGAGACCAUCGUGAAGGAGGCUGACGAGGUUGUCGACGCCAGCCAGCUCCCCCCUGGCUAA